AUGCUCUCUGAAGCGCAGGAGGUUCUGAGACAGUUCCGUCAAGGUUUGAGUGGUUUGAGGGAAAAUGAUAAAACGAAAAUAAAUAAGCUGACAUUCUUGGCCAGGGACCACGUCCAUAUUCCAGGAUUCCCGCAAAGUGUGGCCGAGGCUACUGUUCGUCAUGUGUAUGAGAUCCGUGACGAAGCCACGAGGAAACGGCUUUUCAAUCUUCGAACCACUUGGAAGGAUAUAUUUCCUUUUUCAAAGAUGCGAAGCCUCGACAUUCAAGUUCGUGAACACGAUCCGGCUUGGCCUCUCAUUCCUAAAGAUGAGACUCAAGCAUCAAAUCGGAUUCCUUCCGUGCCAAAAAUCUCACCGGCGAAAAUUAGUAACAAACCGCUUCCCGUUGCUACCAGCCAGUUGACGAUUCCCGUUACGGAGGCCGUGAUAGCAGAAGCUCGUGAUCCUCGACGCAACAAAAAACGAAAAUCUCCUCAACAUGAAUGCACCGAGAGUAGCUUUCUCAUCGAUCGCGAUGGUAAUCGAAAGAUGGAGUCGAUUGCUCGCAAACAUGGAAAGGUGGAAGAGGAAGCGGAAAGGCAAGCAUCUAAGAAACCCAGAACGCUGUUUAGUUUGGAAGACCAAGACAUGCGUUCAGUUCCGCGUGAUCGACCAUCCUCGCCCAAACUUCCUGAACACGGCAAGUACCAGGACAUCGAUAUGCGAGUAGGCGGGGCCUCACAGUCGUCCAUGCCUCGUGGUGGUCCUCGUCUACCACCCUCAAGCCCACAUCCAAUGGCUCAUUCUACCACCGUGGACUCUGUGCACCUACCUCGUGUCGCCUCUUCUGAGUGCCUGCCGCAUAGAAACCCACCAUCAAUGCAUCCACGUCCACCUAUGCAUGGACCUCCUUCUCACUUCCAUCGAGUUGGACCCCAAAUGGCUCCGCAUCGUCCAAGUCCGGAGCAUUCACUUCCUCCACCACCCCCAACAGUGUUUAACCGACCUCACAGCGUUCCUCCUAUCCGAGGACCCAUAUGGAGCGUGGAAAUCGAUGGGCUUUCCGAUAUGAUAAAUAUCGGUAUUGAUCCUCGUAUGUUGUCACGAGUGCCGAAUCCGAAAACCGCGCGGCAGAUAACCGUCGAUGGUAGGCAGUAUCCUCUGCUACUGGAUCGAGUUCAACCGCUCAUUGAGGUGGAGGACCAACUUCAUGCUGUGCGUUUCCGGUGCGACAGCCUUGCUUUCAUCAUCGAUCAUCAACGUUUUGUGAUUCCUGGCACGGGCUAUACCAGGAUAAGGGCGGCAGGACGUGAACGAAUAGCUUACCUGGGCGGUCCCGGUCACGAACUUGUUAUCGACGGUCGACCUCAUACAAUUCCUUUCAAUUCUCACUAUGCGACCAUUAAUAUAGAUCACCAGACUGUAUCGGUUAUGUACGCCUGUGAGUUCCCACAAGAUGUCAAUGUUCUUCCCGCAAUCCCCCCGAAAAUUCUCGACUGGGCCUAUCGAGGUCUGUUCGGCUCUCCCGGGAGCCUUCAUCUAGCUCCUCGGAAUCCUCUAGUGGAAUUGGAACGUCAGUCUGAAGGUCGCUCAGAUCCCACUCGUGGCGAUCAACAGAGUACUGCGCGUAAUCGUCAGCCACAAAUUACUCAGAGGCCAACAGCGCCGGAGGAGAAACGUGUCCAAGAGAGGAAUCCUGGAGCUCCUAAGGAAGGUGUCUCCUCUUCCGCCAACACUGCCGCUACCUCACAAAUUAAUGUUCAGGAACUGCUGCAGAAACUCAUAGCAGCCGGUAUUGUAGCCAAACCGGACUCUCUGCCCAGCCUGAAGGAGUACAAUUGGGAAAAGUUCCGCCAACCCUUCACUCCGGAAAUUGACAUCCUGUACAGCGGUUUUCAGUGUGUUCAAUGUGGGGUGCGGUUUGAGAGUGAGACCUCGUCGGACUUUGUUAGCCAUCUGGACUACCACUAUAUGAAGAAUUCGGCUGAACACCAGGAACACCGUAGCAGAGCCUUUUAUCAAGACUCGCAUUGUUGGCUGCUCAGUGAAAUGAUCAACGAGGGAGCGCCACGGUUCACCGCGCCAGCAAACACCACCGAGAGGGAGGAAGUGAGGUGUCCAUCCUUCGCGGAUGAAAAGCUUAACGAAUGCGCGGUGUGUGGCUAUAAGUUUGACAAGGUAUUCGACCGUGAAGAGGGCGAAUGGAUGUUGCAGGGUGCCGUCAUCGAAAAUGGCAGGGCGUACCAUCCGAUAUGCUUGGAGGAUGCAGGAAAGCAGUUUCCGGUGGAGACUGCAGCACCGGUUGCAGGGAGCUCUGCUUCUCACGACGUGUUAAAGGAGGCGAAGAUGGAGCAGCAACAAGGGGAAGAGCGGGCGACAGCAUGCAGUUCCGUGAGUCCUGCGCCUUCUACUUCGCAGCUCUCUGUACUGAUAAAAUCCGAGCCCCAUAUAAUAGAAACAAAAAAUGCCAUAGACACAUUGAAUUUUUCCUCUUCUCGCGACGCAUCUGAUCGACUUCCGUCGUCGUCGUCGUGUCCAGUGCUAAGCGAGAUUACCAAUGUGAAGCGGGAAGAGGAGGAGGAGGAGGAGGAGGAGGUGAAAGCGGGGGAAGCGAAGGGGGAGCCAGCCACGCUGUCGCUGCUGCUGCCACCGUCAAGCAUCCCAGCAGCGCCUGCUAAGUGUGAACCGUGUCAAGAGGAGCUGGAAGCAAAUUUAGGUGCAAAUAGCUCGCCAGUGGUUAAUAUUCCCGGUCUUUCGCCGACGGCUAGCUUGGGUAUUAGUAGUUGCGAGGAUGAUUUAACCACUGGGGGAUUGGAAGGCGGUGACGGUGGCAGUGGUGAUGGUGUUGGUGUCGGUGAUCCCUUAGUAACGCCCGCUAGUAUCUCCUCAAACCCAUUGGCAGUCUUACAGGCAGUCUUAAGAGGCAAGGCGGCAAUUCCUUAG
Molecule: messenger RNA, 2922 nt
Organism: Echinococcus granulosus
Lineage: Eukaryota; Metazoa; Platyhelminthes; Cestoda; Cyclophyllidea; Taeniidae
Product: Pre-mRNA cleavage complex 2 protein Pcf11
Exons: 4
Coding region: 1-2922 (973 amino acids)
Biological process (GO): termination of RNA polymerase II transcription
Cellular component (GO): mRNA cleavage factor complex; cytoplasm
Molecular function (GO): mRNA binding; RNA polymerase II complex binding
Source: RefSeq, a predicted model, not a curated record